Molecule: messenger RNA, 4468 nt
Organism: Pecten maximus
Lineage: Eukaryota; Metazoa; Mollusca; Bivalvia; Pectinida; Pectinidae
Product: ras-related protein Rab-5C-like
Exons: 6
Coding region: 279-923 (214 amino acids)
Molecular function (GO): GTP binding; GTPase activity
Source: RefSeq, a predicted model, not a curated record
UAUAUCCGUUUUGUCAUACAGCGGCUGCAACGACAAGAGGGUGUUUCUGCGUAUAUUUUUGACAGAUAGAGGGAUUUAGUGGAUAUUUUCAGCCCCCUGCGCAAUUAUACGUCACAAAUUGAAAGAUUUCUCUCUUGUCAACUGUGAAAAAAAGUGAACAACAAAGAAUUCAGUGUGAACAUCGACCUAUAAGGAAAGCUUAGUUCCUGUCAGUUUCUGGUCCACCCAGGGCCAGUAGUAUACAGUAACUAUACUGAGAACUCCCACAGAACUCUGAUAUGGCCAACCGUGCUGGUGCACAGAGACCCAAUGGGGCCACCCAGGGGAAAAUUUGUCAAUUCAAACUUGUUUUGCUCGGAGAAUCCGCUGUGGGAAAAUCAAGUUUGGUGUUACGAUUUGUGAAGGGACAAUUUCACGAGUAUCAAGAAAGUACAAUUGGAGCUGCAUUUCUAACACAGACAGUGUGUUUAGAUGACACAACAGUGAAGUUUGAAAUCUGGGACACAGCCGGCCAGGAGCGCUAUCACAGUUUGGCACCCAUGUAUUACAGAGGAGCACAGGCUGCUAUUGUUGUGUAUGAUAUAACAAACCAAGACACAUUUGGAAGAGCAAAGACCUGGGUGAAAGAACUACAAAGACAAGCCAGUCCGAAUAUUGUGAUAGCUCUUGCUGGCAAUAAGUCUGAUCUCUCAAAUAAACGAAUGGUUGAAUAUGAGGAAGCCCAAGCGUAUGCAGAAGAAAACAGUUUGCUGUUCAUGGAGACAUCUGCUAAGACUGCCAUGAAUGUGAAUGAUAUUUUUUUGGCGAUAGCCAAGAAAUUACCGAAAAAUGAAGGCGGCGGAGCAGCACAACCACGUCAACAAGGCAUGAAGAUUAAUAAUAGCGAAACGAGUCAAACGUCAGAAGGUGGAUGCUGCAAGUAACGAGCAAUGUGAUUGGACAAUGCAAUGGGACUAGACAUGUGGUCCAGUGGAAUAAUGGACUCCUUACGGGCUUUUUAUUGAAGAAUUAUAUUACAAAAUCAGAUGAAGCUAAAUGUGACCAAGGCAAGAUAUCUGUAGCAGGGCCUGUCUGUGCCAUGCUACGUGUUCAGGAUUUUAAAGGUUGUCGCGUUGUAUCUAUAGGGCAACAGAUUGGCUCGAGGUCUAUAUCUUUGAAGAUAGCAGGUUUCAUCACAUAUUAUGAACCUUAAAUUACUUUUAACAUAUAUGAAGGUCUAUGGUUAUCAACAUGAAAAUUCAAACAAAUUAUGAGAAGAUAUCACAUUUUGGGUCUAGGUUUGCUUUGAGGAUUCAUUUAUUUAAUGCCAUGAGAGAUUUCAAGGAAACUCAAUGCAAAUUGUGACAUUUAAUUUCAAAGAUGGAAAAGAUUUGGUGUCUUUUUAUUGGGAGUUUUUCUUAAAUAGAAUCAAAUUUUUUUAUGCAUAUGUGAAGUUUCUUUUCUGCAUUAAUGGCUAUAAUAUUGAAGACCUACUCAGUAGAAAAUAGUUGGUUUUAUGUCAGGAUGUUGUUUAUGAAGAUAUUUUUGCCGGCAGUUCUUUGUUGUUGAUAUUUUCAUCUCCAAUUUUUUUAAAUUUUUUUUUCAUAUUAAAGAAAAAAUUACGCUGCUAAGGCCUACAUAUAUUGAAGUUUAAGAAAGUCUCGGUAACUUGCAUGAACUACCAAAAUCAAAUCUUGAAAUGCUUACUUUGACUUUUGACUGAAUUGAUAGUGUCAAUACUAACUACUUAAUUUAAGGUAGAACAACCUACAACUGGUUUUGAGAACUCCUGUAUUACAUUAAAGGUUACUGAUUUAACAAAAGCUUGCUGAACAUAUCAAGAGUAAUAAAAGGAAAAAAGAGAUAUUUCAUUUCCAAUAUUUCAGGAAAUUCUGAUGUCCAAUUGAAGUGUAAGCAGAUAUGUUACAUUGUUAUCGGUUUUUGAUGAGCGAGUACCAGGAUUUUAAAUCAUUAAGCAUACUUUGUGAUGACACUUAACAUGGUGAUGGUGAUGUUUAGAUGUAACUUAGAAUUCAAUAUCAAUUUCACAGGAAAAUAUUGAAGGAAAAACAGUAGGGUUCAGGAAAAAAUGUAUCGGGAUAUCUCAUACAAUAUUUGAUUAAAAGAUGUAAAGGCCAAGUUGAAGCUAGUACAGAUAAAAAAAAUAUCUGUUCCACAUGAAAAUUUUGCUAUUCUGAACUGCGAUUUAGUUGGUACUGUCAUAUUUGCAAGCUUUAGAUAGACAUAAGUUGGAGAUUGAAUUCCUCAAUGAAGAAUGGCCUGCAGAAUGUCUUCACAGAUAACAGACAGGGCGAGAUGUCCUCACCUGUAUAAAACAGUAAUUCAAUGUAUGUGAUAUAGAUGUGACCACACCUAGAACAAAGGUCAUGGAUGUGACCACUAACUUAGCAUAUGUAGAUAGGUUUUUACUGUUGUGUUUCGACCUAUUUAUUUCUACAAGAACACUUGUACAGCUGAUCAUGUAUAUGUUAAGAUACAUACAUUGCACUUUAUAUAGUGCAUUUGUCGGUCUGUCAAAUACAACACGUCGCACGGAUUGCAGAGCGAUCGUCAGUUUAUGUAUCUAUUUAUAAUUUGCAACAUAUAGCACUUGAUGAGUGUGCGAUCGUGGGUCUAUGUAUCUAUAAAUAAACUACAGGCAUUGAUUAAAGUGCAAAUGUGAGUCACCUUGUUAAUACCUAGACCCUGGGUAGAGGAGACCGAGAAGGGGGUAGGGUGUUGUAUGGAUGAAACACAAGAUGUUUUCAAACUUUGUUUCUCACAUGUGCUGUAUUGUUUUUUCUUGUUUGUGCUUCUAAUAGUGUAAACAUUUUUUGAAAGUGAGAAACAUUUAUGUGUAUUUGUUCACAAAAUAGUUGUAGAAGGAUGUACUUUUCCUGGGACCCUGUUUUGACAAUAAAAAAUAUAGACUUGUCAAGUCCUGAAAUACUGUGCACCAAUUGUUUUCGGGAGAACAACUGUAUUCAUAAAAGUAGUUGAGUGAGUUAUGCAAGAGAUAAAUGUGUGUGUUUACAGUGAGCUUGUAUGAGAGGUUUGUAAAUUGUGUAUAUUCGGGAAUGUAUAGUAAAAACACAUCUAAUUGGUUUAGCUAUAUUGACUGUAACAUAAUAUAUUUAUAACCAUUCAAGUAGGAUUAGUCCUUUUUAUGGAGUUACCUCCCCUCGAAUAGUACUGUCAUUCACAAAUCCAGACUAAAAUGAGUGUAUUACACUGUUCUCAAAAUUUCUCUGUCAGGUUUGGCCAACAGCAGUACAUUGUCGAAAAUGCAUGCGUAGUUAUCUCUUCACGAAUGUUUCCCUUGUGAAAAUGAUUAACAGUCUGCUUUGUAAUUAUGUAUGAAUCAUAAUUCUGCCGUAAAAUCUUAAUUUCUGGUGUACCCGAUUUAAAAAAACAACAACUUAAUUUUCAAUUUAUUUAUUCAGGAAAAAGGAUUUGCUGCAUUUUGUUUGAUUUCUUUGGUAUUUUUCAGAUGAAAAAUAAUCUGCUAUUGUGCAUGUAUCAUUGAUGUGCAUUUAUGAGAACAAAUAAAUGUUUUCAUGCCAACUUGUAAAUCCUGGAGAGGCAACUGCUAUGCUUCUGUUAUAGAACUGUUUUUUCAUGUAAAAUCAUUGUCCAUGAAUUCACCAUUAGACCAGAAAGAUUGUAAUUAUUCACAUAUCAUCUCGUUCUCAUGAUUUUUUCCUGACGAGAAGUUCAAAUGUUCAAAUUUUUCUCAAACAUGGGUUAUUAUGAUUUCUGAACUUGUACAAGCCUGUAUGAAAAUUGGAAUGAACCCAGUCAUAUUGUUCUUAGAUAAUAUGACAUUUUACAGAGCUUUUUUGUGGUUCACGAAUGAAAUAGAUUUUUCUUUAUACGACAUAUACCUAUGGCUUUGUGUAUGAAAAAUCUCUUUACAAAAAGAAAAGCCUUGCUUACUUUUGUAUUGGCUUAUACAUGGUAAAAAGUGCCAUUAUGAAUCCCAUUUUAAAAUCAAUAUUGGUUCAAUUUUCUGGGUGAUAACAAGAUUUCAUUGCAUGUACAAAAUUAAAAAAAAAUUCCAUUCAAUGGUUAAAAUUUUCUGGGCAAGAGCAAGAUUCCAUUGCAUGUACAAAAAAUUUAAAAUUUGUUCCAUGCACACAAACUUCAAUAAAACAAGGGGAGAUAAUCUUCUUUACUGAUGUACAUACAAAAACUAAGUCAACAUUAAACUUAUUAUUAUGGCUUCUAUACAUAGUGUACACAUUAACUGUCAUUGUAUUUGUAAAAAUACAGGUAGAAUUUGUAAAGAGUUACUAUAAAGAUACAUUGAUAAAAACACUUAAAAUCAUUCGUUGUUGUUAAUUAUCUGGUAAAGUUUUUACAAAACUAUGCUGGUAUGUCACCUUUUUCUCCCAAUGUUUGUGAUAAUGCUGUGUAUGACGUUAUGUUCCAUAGAGAAAUUAUCAUGAUACAAAUAAUACUGAAAUAAAAAAAAUCUAAAUUAAAACUA